CAUUGCGCUCUGGCUUUUUCACGAAUGCACACGCCCAUAGCAACACAAACAGCAGCGUCCUGUCAAAGAUGAGGCAGUCCAGACACUAGACAGACAUCAAAACAUUUGACAUAAAUAAUCCCCACAGGUUAUUGAGUUUAACAAACGAGCAGCAAUGCAAGCGGACGACGCCAGAUAUUUAAAACGGAAAUAUAAGGGUGGCACUUUAGAUGUUCACCCGACGGAAAAAGCACUGGUUGUCCAGUAUGAGGUGGAAGCCACUAUUCUGGGGGAGAUGGGAGACCCAAUGCUGGGAGAACGCAAGGAAUGCCAAAAAAUCAUCCGUCUGAAAAGCCUGAAUUCCAGCACGGAUAUCGCCUCUUUAGCACGGAAGGUCGUAGAGGAAUGUAGACUCAUUUCACCUUCCAGACUUGCUGAGGUGGAACAGUUAUUGUUCUACCUGCAGAACCGCAAGAAAACUUCUGAAAAGAAAGAGAAGAAACCGAUCAAGCCAAGAGACCUCACUCCUUUUGAAGGGAUGGAGCUGGAUGAGGAGGCCAACAUUAAUAGCAUAGAUGACUAUGUAGAGCUCCUUUAUGAGGACAUCCCUGAGAAGAUCAGAGGAGCUACACUCAUCCUCCACCUGGCCCGUAACCCAGACAACUUGGAGGAAUUGCUGCAGAAUGAGACAGUUCUGGGCGCGCUGGCCCGAGUCCUGAGGGAAGACUGGAAGCAUAGUGUUGAUUUGGCGACCACCAUCAUCUAUGUCUUCUUCUGCUUUUCCAGUUUUUCCCAGUUUCACGGCCUGAUCACUCACUACAAGAUCGGAGCACUGUGCAUGAGCAUAACUGAGCAUGAGCUGAAGCGAUAUGACUUAUGGCAGGACGAACUGCUGAAGAAAAAGAAGGCUGGUGACGAUGACCCAGAUAAUCAGAACCUGAAGAAGGAGUAUGAGAAAGCCCUGAAGAAGUACCAUGGACUUCUGACCAAACAGGAACAGCUUUUGAGAGUGGCUCUGUAUCUGCUGCUGAAUCUGUCUGAGGACACCCGCACAGAGCUGAAGAUGAGGAACAAGAAUAUUGUCCACCUGCUGGUUAAAACGCUGGACCGAGACAGUGAAGAGCUGCUGGUGCUGGUGGUGUCCUUCCUUAAGAAACUCAGUAUCUUCUUAGAGAAUAAGAAUGACAUGGCUGAGAUAGAUACAGUGGAGAAGCUGGCUAAACUGGUGCCCUGUGAACAUGAAGAUCUCCUGAAUGUCACUCUGCGUCUCCUUCUCAAUCUCUCCUUUGACACAAGUCUCCGCAGUAAGAUGGUGCAGGUGGGCCUUCUGCCCAAACUCACCUUGCUGCUAGGUGAUGAAGCACAGAGACAGAUCGCCAUGUGCAUUCUGUACCACAUCAGCAUGGAUGACCGUUUCAAGUCCAUGUUUGCCUACACCGACUGCAUUCCACAGGUAAUGAAAAUGUUGUUUGAUUGUGGUGAGGAGAGGAUUGACGCUGAGCUCAUUUCCUUCUGCAUCAACCUGGCUGCCAACAAGAGAAACGCCCAGAUCAUGUGUGAAGGUAAUGGUCUAAAGAUGCUUAUGAAGAGGGCACUGAAGCUAAAGGAUCCCCUAUUGAUGAAGAUGAUCCGAAAUGUAUCUCAGCAUGAUGGACCUUCUAAAAAUCUCUUCAUUGACUAUGUUGGAGACCUGGCGGCUCAGAUCGGAUUGAAGGAGGAGGAGGAGUUUGUGAUUGAGUGCUUGGGCACUCUCUCCAAUCUGACCAUUCCUGAUCUGGACUGGGAACUUGUGUUGAAGGAGUAUAACCUGGUACCUUACCUCAAAGACCACCUUAAACCAGGUUCUGCAGAGGAUGACCUCAUCCUGGAGGUGGUGAUCAUGAUUGGCACUGUCUCCAUGGACGACUCUUGCGCCGUAAUGUUGGCCAAGUCAGGCAUCAUUCCUGCUCUAAUAGAACUACUGAAUGCCCAGCAGGAGGAUGAUGAGUUUGUCUGUCAGAUUGUGUACGUCUUUUACCAGAUGGUGUUUCACCAGGCCACUCGAGAUGUCAUUAUAAAAGAAACACAGGCUCCAGCGUACCUCAUUGACUUGAUGCAUGACAAAAAUGCAGAAAUCCGAAAAGUGUGUGACAAUACGUUGGAUAUCAUUGCUGAGUAUGAUGUGGAGUGGGGCAAAAAGAUCCAGAGCGAGAAGUUCCGCUGGCACAACUCUCAGUGGCUGGAGAUGGUGGAGAACCGGCAGAUGGAUGAGGCAGAACCUUUUAUGUAUGGAGAUGAUGGAGAGCCUUUCAUCCAUAAUGGGGACAUCCUGGAACGGCCAGACCUCUUCUACAGUGCAGAUGGAAUAAUCUCAGCAGAUGGUGCUAUUAGUCCAGAGUUCUUCACAGACUUCCAAAAUGGAGACCUGUUAGGACCACAGGGUUUCCCCAGCAGUUCUUUGACCGACGGGUACGGACAGACGGGUAUGAAUCCAGCACGUCCUGCCACGGCUUAUGGCUUCCGACCAGAUGAGCAGUUUUAUUAUGGUUACACAGCAUCACGGUAGAACCCCCUGUGUCCUACAGCCUACUACAGCAAAAAAUGGAAACUCUUAAAAAAAAAAAAAAAAAAAAUUAAAAAGAUGAAAAAUGAUGUUAAAUAGGCCCCUCUGUCAUUUCAAGUGGAUAAAACACUACUGUUUUUCUUCAUAUUCAGUAUUUCUUCAUAAAUAUGAUAAGGGGGUAUUUAUUACAUUUCAAGUGACUCUUGGUUUGAAUGUGUUUUAAGCAGAAUGUUUUCAUUGUUUUAAUGAGGCCAGUAGCUAUAGGGAAGGUUUUACAACCCUCACUUUUAGCUUGGUUGUGUCGUUUCAUGUAUAUUUAAGCCUUUACUGUGUGUAAACACUGAAGAAAUUAAGGCUCAUUGCAUCACUUUCAGCCUCUUUUCUGUGCAAUAUUUUAAAAGUAGGGUAAAUUAGUUGCAUGAUAUCUCAGAGGUAUAGAUAACUUGUGAAUGAGUUACAGGAAUAGUUCACCCAAAAAUGAAAAUUGCCUCAUCAUUUACUCAUGCCAUCCCAGAUGUUUAUAACUUUCUUUCUUCUGCUGAACACAUACAAAGAUUUUUAGAAGAAUAUCUCAGCUCUGUAGGUCCAUACCAUGCAAGUGAAUGGUGGCCAGAACUCUGAAGCUCCUAAAAGCACAUAAAGCUAAGGAAACAUAUGCAAUCGACUACAUUUGUUAAAUCCAUGUCUUCAGAAGUGACAUGAUAGGUAUGGGUGAGGAAUAAAUCAAUAUUUAAGUCCUUUUUUACUAUAAAUGCCCACUUUCACCAGCCCUCCUUAGUGCUCUCUUCUCUGCUAAGAGUUCUUCUUCUUAUGUUUUUGCCGAUUAAAAUUGUUUGUGCAUAUCGCCAACUAUUGGGUAGAGAAUUUAUAGUAAAAAGGAAUUUAUGUCCAUUUUGGAGCUUUAAAGUUUUGGCCACCAUUCACUUGCAUUGACCAACAAAGUUGAGAUAUUCUUUUUAAAAUCUUCAUUUGUGUUCUGCAUAAGUAAGUAAGUCAUACACAUCUGGGAUAGCAUGAGGGUGAGUAAAUGAUGAGAGAAUUUUCAUUUUUGGCUGAACUAUCCCGCAUUGAAAACUCCAACUCAUUAAACUUUAAAACAUUACUGUCAGUUUAUCUGCAUGGCAGUGAAGUUGGUUCAGAUUCUUACAGCUUUUGGUAAGAAAAUAUUGUGUAACCUUAAAUGCAAAUCUGUAUCAAUAGUUAAUCAACAGUCCUUAGUUUCCUCCAAUUUUGCUCAAGUUUACAUAAAGCAACUGACAUAAGGGUACAUUUAAUGAUAGUGGUGCCCUCUUGUGGAUCCCAUGUGCAACAUAUAUGACGUAUUGAUUUAAUAUGUUCAAACACGUUUCAGACAUGGCUGCUGUCUUUAUACUUUAAAUACACAACAGCACAGGUCAAAAUAAUAAAACCGUAAUCUAACGGACACUCUUAAUACUUUUACUACUCGCUAAUGUAAAUGUGAAAAAGAAUGUUGCCCAUUACUUUGCCUUUGUUACUGUAGUACAAAUAUUUCUGUACAUCUCAGCUUCUGUGGUGCACUGCUAACUACAUAUGUAUUUUGUAAUGUAGCCAAACUCAAGUGUUCACUUAAAAUAUACUGAUUUCUUGAUGUAUAUUGAAGUAUUUAUGAAUUUCAUUGGUGCCUGGGAAUUGUCUUAACUACUGUUUUAUAUAAAAUGCCUUUUUAUUUAAUGUAGUGCAAUAUGAAAUACAAAUUUUGAUGUGCAAAAACC
This is a messenger RNA of Myxocyprinus asiaticus (Chinese sucker), 4254 nucleotides long. Its product is annotated as kinesin-associated protein 3-like. Gene Ontology annotation, cellular component: ciliary transition zone; kinesin II complex; axoneme. NCBI's taxonomy places the organism in Eukaryota, Metazoa, Chordata, Actinopteri, Cypriniformes, Catostomidae. Gene Ontology annotation, biological process: cilium organization; microtubule-based movement. The record is from RefSeq and is a predicted model, not a curated record. Bases 155 to 2524 code for a protein of 789 amino acids. The transcript has 20 exons. Gene Ontology annotation, molecular function: kinesin binding.